AUGAUUGACACGCCGGUUCACGGUCCCAGGAUCGCGGUUCGACGAAUGAUAGAAGGUCCUGAGGUACAUGAUCCAAGCGAGGAUUGGAGUGGAAAAUCGAAACUCAUCUCCCCCCUUCCCCCGCAAAACACCCUCCUCACCCUCCUUAUCCACCCCCAUCCUCAAACCAUCCAAAACCACACACCCCUCCCAACAGACCAACACUUCCUCUCCCUCCUCCACUUCAAUCUAACCCGCGCGCUCCUACUCAAUCUCUCUCUCCUAGGCCUCACGCCCUCCUCAAUCCAGCCCCGCACCCCUUCACCCUUCCACACGCGUCCCUACAACACGACGCUGUUACCGCCUUCUCUCAGGCCGACGAAUACGCAGCUCACCAUCCCGCAUCACCCAGAACUGGAUCUGCUUCCAUUUCCGGCGAUUCGGGAUCGGUUUAUUCUCGCUCAGUACCAGGAAACCUCGACCAUCAACCCCAUCGAACUAUGUCAAGAUCUCCUCUCCGGUACCUCUAAACCCAAUAUGAACACCACCCGCCCAGUCCCCCUCGUACAGAUGAGCUGUCACGACGACGGCGGCAAAGAACGCGGUUUUCUCCUAGGGGAGAAAACAGGGCUGAGUGUGUGGGGAGACCCGUGGUUACCUGGCAGUUGGGAGAUGGAUGAGGGGUUUGCGAGGAAGUAUUGGGGGAUGUUAGAUGCUGAGGCGGUGGAGUGUACGAACUUUUGGAGGGAGGGGAGAGGAGAGGGACGGUUGGUUUGGGAGGUUGAGGGGUGA
Messenger RNA from Glarea lozoyensis ATCC 20868, 771 nucleotides. RefSeq lists its product as uncharacterized. The coding region runs from base 1 to 771 and encodes 256 amino acids. Lineage: Eukaryota; Fungi; Ascomycota; Leotiomycetes; Helotiales; Helotiaceae. The transcript has 2 exons. The record is from RefSeq and is a predicted model, not a curated record.